Messenger RNA from Malaclemys terrapin pileata, 564 nucleotides. RefSeq names its product interferon kappa-like. Gene Ontology annotation, cellular component: extracellular region. The transcript has a single exon. NCBI's taxonomy places the organism in Eukaryota, Metazoa, Chordata, Testudines, Emydidae. The record is from RefSeq and is a predicted model, not a curated record. Gene Ontology annotation, molecular function: cytokine activity; type I interferon receptor binding. Gene Ontology annotation, biological process: defense response; natural killer cell activation involved in immune response; T cell activation involved in immune response. The coding region runs from base 1 to 564 and encodes 187 amino acids.
AUGACCAUUUUUUGUUUGCUGCAAAUUAGUCUGGUGCUGCUGUGCACCACCAAAAUCUCAACUCUGGAUUGUAAUAUUCUUCCCCUCCUGCACAACAAAGUGAUCCAGGGCAAUUUACACCUUCUGAACAAAAUGGGUCAACAAUUUCCUGAGCAAUGUCAAAGUGAAAAAAUUCACUUCAAGUUCCCUGAGCAGUUUCUAAAGCUCAGACAGAAAGAAAAUGCCAAGGUGGAAAUCCAGGAGAUCCUGCAACUGAUCUUCUAUAUCUUUACCAAAAACCUAACCUUAGCUGCCUGGGAUGGAAGAUCUCUUGAAAGAUUCCAGAAUGGACUUAAUCAGCAAAUUGAGCAUCUGGAGGCAUGUUUGACAGAGAAGAUGGAGAAAAAACAACCCUUCUCAAGAAGUGAAGAAAUCAUUAGACUGAAACUGAAAAAGUACUUCCAAAAGAUAGAUAAUUUUUUAAAAGACAAACAAUACAGCCUGUGUUCCUGGGAGAUCAUCCGCCUGGAAAUGAGGAGAUGUCUUCAGUUUAUUGACAAAGUUAUAGGAAGGCUUAGAAACUAA